Messenger RNA from Contarinia nasturtii (swede midge), 2242 nucleotides. RefSeq names its product stromal membrane-associated protein 1. The transcript has 3 exons. Gene Ontology annotation, molecular function: metal ion binding; GTPase activator activity. Bases 469 to 1839 code for a protein of 456 amino acids. NCBI's taxonomy places the organism in Eukaryota, Metazoa, Arthropoda, Insecta, Diptera, Cecidomyiidae. The record is from RefSeq and is a predicted model, not a curated record.
AGCAAGAGUCAGAGAGAGUAUUAUAUGGCACAACAGAGUACAAUCGACGUGUAGGAAAGAAGAAAAAAAUAUAGAUAGAGCAAAUCGAAUAGUACAGCCUAAUUGAAUUUAGUUUUUAAAAAUUUGUGUGGUUUGUUUUUCGUUUUAUCCGUGCACAAAGUGGUAGUUGUUCAGUGUGUGUGUAUGAACAGUGAAUAUAACUAUCAAUUUGUUACAAAUUGGUUUCAUUUGGAGUAAUUCGUGUUUUAUAUUUUGGGUGGAAACGGCGAGAAGAGAAAAUAUCAAGUCACGGUUAAAUUCACUCAUUUAACAUUGGAAUUCUAUUCAAUGCAAGCGAAUUGUUUGUGUACAACAAGUGCAAUUGAUUGAAUAAAUUAGAAGAAAAGUAUUUCGUUUCGAUCUAAUCGAAACAUUUGAAUCAGUUCGUGUGUGUGUGAGAGAAACAGAGAAAAGAAAAGUUGCAACAUAAUGACCAGCAGUCGUAAAGAGAGUGAGCGUACAAAAUUCAUACAAGAAAAAUGUCAAACUCUAUUGUCAUUAAUGCUACGUGAUGAGGACAAUAAAUACUGUGUGGAUUGUGAUGCGAAAGGUCCUAGGUGGGCAUCAUGGAAUCUUGGUGUCUUUUUGUGUAUUCGUUGCGCUGGUAUUCAUCGAAAUUUAGGUGUUCACAUAUCGCGCGUAAAAUCUGUGAAUUUAGAUACAUGGACACCAGAACAAGUUGUGUCCCUGCAACAAAUGGGCAAUUCACGAGCUCGUGCUGUUUACGAAGCACAAAUGCCCGACAGUUUUCGACGGCCCCAAACUGAUUCAGCACUGGAAACAUUUAUUCGUGCAAAAUACGAGCAAAAGAAGUAUGUAGCACGUGAGUGGGUUCAACCACCACCGGUAAAAGUCAAUUGGGACAAAGAGAUCGACGAAGAAAUGGAAAAACAAAAGCGUAAAAAGAAGGGAUUACCGAUAACAACAACAACAUCAACAAAUGGCAAAUUGGAUACACCAAAAUCAACGCCAUCAUUUAAAUCGACUCCAAUUCCUGCACCUUUGCCCAAACCAACGGCCAAUUCAAGUAGUCCAAAAACAUCAUCACGUUCUACACCAAACAGUACAAAUGCAUCGAUAAAUGCUGAUAAAAGUGUGAACGACGUUAAAUCGUACAGUUCCGAUUUGCUUGGAUUGUCAACACCUGUGAAUGGACCCCCAUUAUCGUCAUCAAACGAAACAAAGCCGGCUGCUGAUAAUUCAAAUGAUAUUUUUGGCUAUUUUAUGAGUGAAACGACAGCAAAUGGAAAAACCACAUCUACGGUGCCAUCAAUAAAUACCAAUUCAACGAAAAUUGAGUCAACGUUAGCACAACAAGAGCAUGAUUUUUUCAAUCAAGUACCGAACGAAAAGGAAAAGGCCAAAAUGACAAAGGAUAGUAUUUUGGCAUUGUAUGGUGCAGCACCAACAAUACCACAGCAAACAAAUCAAUUUAUGCCAGGAAUGCAAUCGAUGAACGCAACCGACAAUGGAUCUCUAUUCGGUAUGCAAAUGCCGUACCAACAACAGCAACAACAACCAGCUUUUGGCAUGGCACCGGCCAGUGGUUUGAAUAAUUUUGCACAAUUCGGAAUGAUGCAACAAGGCGGUCAACCGCAAAUGAAUUUCCAAAAUUCAAUGAUAUUGCCAGCAACGACAAAUCAAUCAAUGGGCUUCUCGAAUGUACCUCAAAUCAAUCCGUCGCUACAAUCAUUCCAGCAAGGAAAUGCCGCGACCAAGACCAAUUCAUUUCCAAAUGCGCCAAAUGCUAAUGUCAAUCAACAAUUCGGCAAUUUAAAUUUGGGAAACGUUUGGCAAUAGGUAUUUAGAUCAUUGUGAUUAAAUUCGACUAUACACAAAAGUUUGAAAGCGGAAAAACAAUUUCUUUCCACAAAUUAGGAAUUAAAGUUAGGUGACAGCAGAGAUGAAAAACUAAUAAUAUUGUUAGAGAAAAAUGUAUACACAAUACAACUACAAAUGAUUUGAAUGAGCCGAUGUACGAAUUUAUGAGGCGAUAUGAGAAAGAAGUUAGAGUAAAGAGAUACAGACAUGUUGUGAGAACGGUGCAAUUUGAAAAUGUUAACUAUUAUUUUCGUAGCAAGCACUUUUAAACUUAUAUAGACUAAAAACAAAACAUUCUACAAAAGAUCAAUCAAUUUUUAUUUCUUUGUUCUUCGGUGAAGUAAUUUCAAUUGAUAGAACAUAAAAAUAACAAUCAACAUCA